Messenger RNA from Colletotrichum lupini, 2136 nucleotides. RefSeq lists its product as uncharacterized. The record is from RefSeq and is a predicted model, not a curated record. The transcript has 3 exons. Gene Ontology annotation, molecular function: 5'-flap endonuclease activity. Bases 1 to 2136 code for a protein of 711 amino acids. NCBI's taxonomy places the organism in Eukaryota, Fungi, Ascomycota, Sordariomycetes, Glomerellales, Glomerellaceae.
AUGGGCAUCGCUGGUUUUUGGGAACUCGUUGACCGAGCUGGUGUCGAGAAAUCCUUGGCACAAUGGGCCACUGAUCACUUGAAGGAACAUAAACGACCACUUCGCAUCGCUGUCGAUGCAGCCCAUUGGCAGUUCAAGAAUGUCUCUGACGCCCAGGAAGCCGCUAUUCAACGACAAUCACCAGGUUCCCACCCACGAGAGAAGGCCAUCCUCGAACGUCUGCUGCCGUUGUUGCGGCUCGGUAUUCAUGUGGUAUUUGUCUUCGACGGGGAACAGCGUCCACGAAUCAAGCGAGGCUCCAAACGGUAUGGUCAACGAGAGUCAACCACCGCCCUCAUAAAGCACACGCUGGAUCACAUUCUCGUACCUUGGCUCCAGGCACCAGGCGAAGCCGAAGCCGAGUGCGCUUUACUCCAGCAACAAGGUCUCGUCGAUGCAGUCUGGUCUGAGGACGGCGAUUGCUUCAUGUUCGGCUCCACUAUCGUCAUUAGAGACCUGCGGGAUACCAAGAACCACAAGUUCAAGGAGCAUGCGCGAAUCUUCGACAUGAGAGAAAUCCGUCGCUUGAAGGUUGGCCUUUACAAUGAUAAAAGUGUCGCCUGUUUCGCUAUGCUCACUGGCUGCGACUACGCACCCUCCGGACUCUUAGGCUGCGGGUCACGUUUCGCUCAAGAGCUUGUCAAAGACGGCGGCCUUGUCGAGAGCUUCUAUCGUAUCCAGACGCUUCCUCAAAGGAAUCAAUGGCGAACGCGCUUGAGGGAUUCUAUUGAGAAAAUCACCAGCCUGACAGACCUGCACUUCAACAAGGACAAGUCCAAUAUCAUGACUUUCCCUGGUCUUGAUGCCCUCAAGAAUUGUCGUUCGCCCGCAGUGUCCACCUCAGACACACUCAAAAGGCUCCCUUUCCUGCAGGGCGAGUGGUAUGACACCCACACCACGAACAGCCUGGCAACCACGAUUCCUUGGAUGCAGCAGAACUACUUUUCGAGAAUGACCACUAUUUGGUGGAUCAGGCAGUUCACACCCAUGGUAUUGAACCAGAGGCUUCUCAAAGGCGAAGUUCAAGCUCUCGACCUCGUCGCCAAGGUUGCACAAAAACGUAAGGAGAGCCCAACGAGUUCCAUCGAGCUCGAUCCCUGUAAUGUGUUUCCCGGUAUCGAGAAUAUCUUCAUCGAAUCCGAGGGAAUCCUAUCAGUGAACAGAUGGCGAAACGAACGCGAAUCCGCGGGCAGUCCGAUCCAGAAUGGGAAAUUUGACAUGCUGGAUGCAAUUCUAGGGCAUGGGAUGUCCGACGAAGCAUACCAGGCGUGGAGGAAGAAAAAGAGGUCACCUCCGGCAGCCAAGAUUCAUCCGGCACAUUCAGCGCGGGCACCUCCACCUCCUCAGAUGAGUCUCGGUAGCCGAGUUCCUUUCAUUAACAGUUUUGGGGCAAAGGGCGAUGUUCUUGAAGACUCAACGGAGCCUUCGAACAUCGCCUUUGGUGCUAGUGGCGGAGCUGAAGUCAUUUCAGCAGACCUUCUGAAGCUUCAAGAGCAGAUUCUUGCGGAAUGCCAGGCCAACAAGAUUCGAACUCCCGCUAUAGAGCCUCGAGGCUGUAGUCGCAUUGGUCAGGGUAAGUCUCCAACUGGCAGCAUACAUUCUGAAGGAUUGAUGUCGCCCUUGCUGGUUCACAAGCCUGUCAUACCGGCUACUGCAAGCCCUUCCGUUCGUUCCAUACCCAAGGCUGCAGCACCAGCAUCUCCCGCUGAUACCAGGGACAAACGAAUGGCAAAGUUCGAAGUCAAACGGCGUGGCAAAGAGACAUCGAGAAGUGCGGGAUAUGAUGAAAGUAUUGCUCUUCGAUACGGCAGUGCUUACAGCCUCGACAACGACGAUACUCCCUGUGAGUCGGCCUCAGCCAAGAAGAGAAGGCUGGAGAAAGCCGAUGUGGAGGAUGUACGAACCGAGGCCCCCGGAGUGAGAGCAAGGCACAUGCUUCUUGAGGUUGAGCUGGACUCCUCUCAGGAUUCCAUUUGGGCUACCAAGGCGAAAGGAGACGGGCGAUGUAAGCCUGCUGUCGUGGGUGAUGAUACAGGUACCUCCGGAGCGCGGGUGCAUGGUGGCGGCACAGUUGACGAUCCAUUCGAGGUCUCGUAA